Molecule: messenger RNA, 2210 nt
Organism: Rhipicephalus sanguineus (brown dog tick)
Lineage: Eukaryota; Metazoa; Arthropoda; Arachnida; Ixodida; Ixodidae
Product: piggyBac transposable element-derived protein 4-like
Exons: 2
Coding region: 254-1693 (479 amino acids)
Source: RefSeq, a predicted model, not a curated record
UUGAUGGAUGAUGGGACACAUAGGUCCCACUUUUUGAGUUGUCUUUUUUUCGCUCUAAAAUGCUUACACAUGAAAUAAUAUUCGAAAUUUUCAUAUGGCGCCUUCUAUGAGACCCUGUGCAAAACACUCUAUGCAGUUUUAUGUCCUUGCCAUGAGAUGGAGCUGGAGGCGCUGCUUUUACAUUUUGUUGUGUUCUUGUGCUCCUGUCUCGUGAUUGUGCGCCUGUUUUUGAAGCUAAUUCAACGACGUAUACAUGUCUGGAAAACAAAAACGCCUGAGCCCAGAGGAAGCUCUAGAACUGUAUUUCAGUUUACCGGACAAUUGCAAUGACAGUACAGAUGAGUACUGCGAAAGUUCUGAAGACGAAGAGUUUGUGCUUGCCCCUCAUGAAAGCAGCGAGGAGGACGACACUUUGCCACCGCUACCAGGGCCUAGUACAAGCAAGCGCAAAGGAAUCCGACGCAAACACUACGUUGGGAAAAGAAAAAAACAAAAGAAAUCGAAGAAGCCUUCCGAAGAGCUUGAUGACGAGACCGUGGACAACCAGUGGGACUCAUCCAAAUUUGUUGCCACAACUCCUACAAAUUGCAGUGCACUUGGAUCCGAGAAACUUUCGCAGAGAAGCACUGUACUUGAAACAUUCUCUCUGUAUUUUGAUGACGACGUUAUGAAGCAUAUCGUCGAUCAAACGAACUUAUACGCAGCACAAACAAACCGCGCAGGAUGGACGGCACUGACAUGCUUGGAGCUUCGUGCUUACAUAGGACUGCUGAUUCUGAUGAGCGUCAAUCGCAUGCACCACUUGCAAAUGUAUUGGUGCUCGGACAGCUUCUUUCAUGUAAAAGAAAUUGCGCAGGUGAUGACGUACAAACGCUUCCAGCUCAUAACCAACUGCCUUCACCUGAAUGACAAUGACCUCAUGCCAGAUUACGGCACGAAGGACUACGAUCGGUCUUACAAAGUUCGACCUUUGAUGGACAUGAUGAACGAGAGGUUUCUGGCUAACUACACGGCAUCCAGUCAUCUCGCCGUCGACGAGAGCAUGAUACUGUUCAAAGGGCGUUCGAGCAUGAAGCAGUACAUGCCCAUGAAGCCUAAAAUCAAAAGGGGCUACAAAGUUUGGUCUCUGGCGGACUCCGAGACUGGUUAUCUCCUAAAGUUCCAGCUGUACGAAGGAAAGAGCGCACACAAGCCAGAUGACGUAACCUUGGGUGAACACGUUGUCCUGACCCUGACCGAUGGCGCAGUGCCUGCUGGCUCACAGGUAUUCUUUGAUAAUUUUUUUAGCUCCACAAAAUUACUUCAAGUGCUUCGGGAAAAAGACAUUCUUGCUUGUGGUACAUUUCGUGUCAACAAGAGGGAUCUACCUCAAGUAGUCAAAGAAAACAACAAGCUCGAGAGAGGGUCCUACAUUUGGAGAAGAAAGGCAGAGGUGGUCGCCUACCAAUGGCGAGACUCAAAGAAUGUACACCUUAUGUCGAACUACCAUGACCCAGAAGACCGUGUGCAGGUGCAAAGAACACUCCAAAAUGGCAAGAAAAUGGCAGUUGAGUGCCCCUCUGUUGUGAAAGACUACAACACGUGGAUGGGAGGUGUCGAUAAAUUCGACCAGAAGAGAAAUGCCUACCCCGCAGACCGCCGAUCAAAGCGCUGGUGGAGCCGCAUCUUUACUUCAUGUUGGAUGCAGCGGUAGUGAAUGCUUUUAUUCAAAUGAGUUUCAUAGAGCCUGUGGUUUAUCUGCAGUUCCGCUUGAUACUCGGUCGCCAACUGGUUGCGCAAAACACCUUUCGAAGAUCGAGUGUUACAAUGAAAGCUCACCACAACAAUAAAGGGAAAAAAAACGGACGUGCCAUGACCGGGGUGCCCGACGAGCUCCGGUUUGCCGGAAAUGGCCACCAUCCGAAGUUCACCGGUAAACGUCUGCGGUGCCGGUGGUGCUCCACACAGAUGAAAGAAGUUCGCAGCAAAUACAUCUGCACAAUGUGCAAUGUGCCCCUUUGUGUAGCCUGUUUCGGCCCGUUUCACUGCCGCCCAUGAUUUGCCUGAAGUGGAUGGUGGGACAUACCCUGUCCCACUUUGUGAAUCUGCUGGAUGUGGUCUGUGGGACAUACCCUGUCCCACUUUUUUCUUUUUUGUGAAUAGUCAUUUCAAUUCCUGGUUUGUUUCUUUUCGAAUAAAAUCACCUCAGAAAAGCAUGCGUUAAAAGAAAA